AUGAACGCACCGGGGGCCUGGCUCCUGUGCCUGCUGCUGCUGGGCCUGGCCCACCAGCACUCCAUGGAGCUCCGCACCCCCGACGUCAAUCCUGCCUGGCGCACAGGCCGUGGCAUCCGGCCUGUGGGCCGCUUUGGCCGGAGAGCAGCCCUGAGGGAUGGACCAAAGCCUGGCGUCCAGCGCCCACCCGCCUGCUUCCCCCUGGCAGGAGGCGCUGAGCCCUCGCGGGCUCUUCUAGGGAAGUUGGAGGAGGCGUUAGAAGCAGAGGGGGAUGGGAAGGGUCACGGCUACAGCUGCCCUCUGUCAGACACCAUCCUCCUGGGGAACCUCACAGAGAUCCAGUGA
Molecule: messenger RNA, 345 nt
Organism: Lipotes vexillifer (Yangtze River dolphin)
Lineage: Eukaryota; Metazoa; Chordata; Mammalia; Artiodactyla; Lipotidae
Gene: PRLH
Product: prolactin releasing hormone
Biological process (GO): feeding behavior; response to peptide hormone; G protein-coupled receptor signaling pathway
Molecular function (GO): prolactin-releasing peptide receptor binding; neuropeptide hormone activity
Source: RefSeq, a predicted model, not a curated record